AUGCCGGAGAGCCGAGCGAGCCCAGAUAGCGUCAGCUUCAACGCCAGCAUCAGCGCCUGUGAGAGAGCCGGACAUUGGCAGAUGGCUUUGCAACUACUGUCAGAUAUGCCCGCGCUCAGAGCUUCCUGUGAUGACAGAAGCUUCAACACUUGCAUCAGCGCCUGCACCAAGAGUGCGCAGUGGCAGAGGGCUCUUCGGCUGUUGUGGCAAAUGUCCGCAGACCAAGUCGCAUCCGACGAGAUCAGUUUCAAUGCUUGCAUCAGCGCAUGCGGAAGAAGUGGACAUUGGCAGCUGGCCAUAUACCUUCUGUCUACAAUGCCUGAAGCACGAGUGACGCCAGAUGAGUGCACGUUCAAUGCCAGCAUGACUGCCUGUGAACAUGGCAGACAGUGGCCGAAAGCCUUGCAGCUCUUGUCCCAGAUGCCAGUGGCCCGCGUGGUGCCAGAUCAAAUCAGCUUCAGUGCGGGAAUCAGUGCGUGCGAGGACGGUGCGCAGUGGCAGCUGGCACUGAGCAUUCUAUCGGCCAUGGUUUCGGCCAAGCUUGACCCCAACGAGUUCAGCUACAAUGCUGCCAUCAGCGCAUGCGGUUGCGCGGGACAGUGGCAGGCUGCGUUGCACCUCAUCUCGGAGAUGCGUAGCUCUUGGGUUCAGCUCGACAAAAUCAGUCUGUGUGCUGAGAUCAGUGCGUGCGAGAAAGGCGGGCAAUGGCAGAUUGCUUUGUCUCUCUUGUUUGCGGUCCCUUCUUCCCGGCUGAACGUGGGCGAAAUCGGUUUCAGUGCUGGUAUCAGCGCCUGUGAGAAGCGCGGGCAAUGGCGAAAAGCUCUGCGCUUACUGCAACGGAUGCCAACAGCAACUCUCUUUCCCCAUGUAAUCAGUUGGAGUGCUAGCAUCAGUGCGUGUGAAAAAGCCGGACAAUGGCAGAAGGCUCUGGCAUUGCUCUCUGCAAUGCCUGCAGCCCAAGCUUGUCCCGACCAGUUCAGCUUCAACGCAGCCAUCAGCGCGUGCCAGAAGGGCGCCAGAUGGCAGGUGGCGCUGCUCUUGCUGUCGGCCAUGGCUGUGGCACGCGUAUGGCCGGACACGAUGAGCUUCAAUGCGGGCAUCAGUGCAUGUGAGAAGGGCGGGCAGUGGGAGAUGGCCCUACACCUCAUGUUUCUCAUGCCGAGAGCGACAGUUCAGGCGAACGAGAUUUCCUGGAACUCCGUUAUGAGCGCCUGUGGCAAGCUGCGGGAAUGGCAGCUGGCGUUGCACUUCUUGGCGGCUAUGCCCACUGAGGGCCUGGUACCUGAUGAGAUCAGCUUCAAUGCCGGCCUCAGCGCCUGCGAGCGAACUGGGCAGUGGGCGGUCGCCUUGCAUGUGUUCACAGAGAUGCAGGCAACUGGGGUGGUGCCGGAUCAGACUAGCUUCAGCACGUUUAUCAGUGCAUGCGUGAGGGGUGGCCAAUGGCGGUGGGCAUUGCAUGUGUUGUUGGAAAUGCCAGCUGUGAGGUGUGUGCCUGACCAAGUCAGCCUCACUGCCGGCAUAAGCGCCAGCGAGCAGGGAGGACAAUGGCAGUUGGCGUUGCUUUUGAUGUCGGACCUGUUGAAGAGUAGGCUCUUGCCCGAUGAGAUUAGCAUCAGUGCGGGCAUGAGCGCUUGCGAGACAGCUGGCCAGUGGCAAGUAGCAUUGCUGCUGCUGGCGUUGAUGCCUACAUUCAGGCUCAUGGCUGGUCUGGUCAGCUUCAACUCUGCCAUUGGCGCCUGUCAGAAGGGCGGACAGUGGCUGAUGGUGAUGCAGUUGCUGGGGCGCAUGUCCGAAGCCCAGCUGAGGCCGGAUGUCCUUUCCUUGCACGUGGCGGUGGGAGCAUGUGGCGCAAGCUGCUUGUGGAGUCCUACUGCACGCUUUCUCGGGGAGUUGAAUUCAGCCGCCAUGUCAGGGGUGCAAUGGCUCGCUGCAGAGAAAAGCUGGUCUGCGUUCUGGGGUGCUUACUUCGGAGCAAUGGAGUCCUUUUAG
Symbiodinium natans is the source of this 1989-nucleotide messenger RNA. NCBI's taxonomy places the organism in Eukaryota, Dinophyceae, Suessiales, Symbiodiniaceae. The record is from the annotation of a GenBank genome assembly.